This is a messenger RNA of Macrosiphum euphorbiae (potato aphid), 468 nucleotides long. The record is from the annotation of a GenBank genome assembly. Lineage: Eukaryota; Metazoa; Arthropoda; Insecta; Hemiptera; Aphididae.
AUGUCAGAUAAAGCGAUGCUCGUUCUGGGUGAAGCUUCUGAAUCCGACGAUGAAGACUUUCAACAAGUUGAGAACGCAAGAAGUGGAAUGGUCGAGAGUGACCACACAGAGUUUGAUACUGAUACCAAAUAUCGAGCAAGCAAUUCAAAAAAUAGAAAAAGUCGAGUGGGAAGAGAAAGUUUUGCCAGCCAUUCCGACAAUUUUAAAAUGUCUGAAGACACUUUACUGCAUAGAAAAUUAAAAGAGAAAAAUAUGCAGUUCUAUUCAAAUCUUACAACAUUCAACAAGCAAAUGUAUAUUAAUGCCAUGAAUCAAAUGAAUGAAACAGACCAACAAUUAGUCAAAUCUCAAGUAUUACUUCAAGAUACUGUGUCCAACUGGAAGUUUAUUGAACAAAAUUUGUCGCACAUCAAACGUAAGAUGACUGAUAUACUGGCUGAGGAGUAUAUUCCAAAAAUUAAAAUUUGA